Molecule: messenger RNA, 441 nt
Organism: Malassezia pachydermatis
Lineage: Eukaryota; Fungi; Basidiomycota; Malasseziomycetes; Malasseziales; Malasseziaceae
Product: mitochondrial ribosomal protein l11
Exons: 2
Coding region: 1-441 (146 amino acids)
Biological process (GO): translation
Cellular component (GO): ribosome; mitochondrial large ribosomal subunit
Molecular function (GO): structural constituent of ribosome; large ribosomal subunit rRNA binding
Source: RefSeq, a predicted model, not a curated record
AUGUCGAAGGCAGGCGGUAAAGCAGCCGCUGCCACUAUUGUAAAAUUGAUGGUACCGGCAGGUAAAGCGUCGGCCCAACCGCCUGUAGGCCCAGCUCUUGGUGCCAAGGGUGUCAAGGCCAUGGACUUUUCUAAAGAGUUCAACGCACGAACAGCGGAUUUGGAGCCUGGCAUUCUUACACCGACAGUCGUUACUAUCCAGCCCGAUCGAACGUUUACGUUCAAGACAUUGACACCGCCAACGUCCCUCCUACUUAAGCGCGCUGCUAAUAUUACGACAGGGGCACGAAAGCCCGGUGCUGAAGUCACAGGCACUAUUAGCAUCAAGCAUGUAUACGAGAUUGCGAAAAUCAAGCUGAAAGAUGUGGAUAUCAGCGAAAAAGAGAUGUGCAAAGUGGUGGCUGGUAGUGCUCGCAGUCUCGGCAUAAAAAUCGUCCGGUAA